AUGGAUCCAGUGACCGCAGAGCGGCUCCAGAAGCUGCAAAUGGCCGAUCUAGGAACAGCAAGACGUGAGCACAUCUCGACUGCGGAUAGCGCAAAGUUCAACAAGCUUCGUCUUGAAGACAUCGAAGCAACCCGGCUAUCGAACAAAGUCGGAUCCAGGGCCCAACGUCUGGCCCAGACAAACAAGGAUAAACUCGCGGGAUGGACCAACGUGCACAAGACUAUUGGAGAUACGGAAGACCUAGAGGAUCUCGACAACUUGAUGAAUGGCCAGAGCCACCGUGCACAUCUCAACGCCAGCCCCGAACCUCGGGGCGCGGAGGCGGCGUGGUUGGAACUCGAGGUCGACGGGUCGCUCCCUACGAACUCGGUUCCCAUUCCACCUGACCGAAAGCGUGUGCAAGACCUAGCGCUAGUUCCAGAGAUCAAGAAAAAUGACCAUGAAACAAGUUCUCAGGGAACAAAAGCGUCAUCUUCAAGUGUAUCUUCUUUCCCCCAUGGCAAAAAACCGCCGGAUUUCCUCAAAAGCAGAAGGCCGAUCACGGGUAAGGGCGACUUCUCUAGAUUGAUCAGCCCACCAGAGAGCUUCAUGGCUGCCGCUCGACAGAUGAUGCAGAUUCAGAGCAUAGUCAGAGAACCCUCCGCACCUAAGACGCCGCCACCGACAGUCAGUGAGCCGGUGCAAAGUCGGAAGGCCGUUACAGAAACAUCCAAAACUAAGGCAUUGCCGCCUAAGGUAGCCGAUAAGAAUGAGCCGAUGCUAAAUCGGGAAGUCCAAGACGUGGAUAAAGCCAGAAGUUCCGUUACAUCCAACAAAGAAGAUCCGGCCAAGAAAGGCACUCAGACGUCUGUUGAUGGCAACGAAUCCAUGUUGACACAGAACAGAGGCGAAGGUCCUUCUAAAGCAAAGGAUGCUCCUAAAGUCAAGGAUGGUGAAAUUGAGAACAGUGAUUCGAAGGCUAUGAGCCUGUUGCACCCAAAAGACCAGGGGCAGACUAUCUACCAGCCAAAGUGUCACCAAAAUCAGCCUUCGACUCCAUUGAAGGAAGCUCUGGCGCCUAAACAGGCGACUCCCAAUAACAAGACAAGCACAGAAACAGCCAUACUUCUGGACUUCAGUGCUACGCCACCUCGAGGGCCCUCUCUUCAAGAUGACUUGGCAAGCCCUGCACUCCAGGACCUCAAGGGACUACAAUUUCAAGAUAUGUUGUUUGAUAGAGGUACUUUAAGUUUGGGGCAACGGGAACUGUGCAAUUCUACAUUCGCCCCAGCAAAGAAGUUGGGCUUCCAAGAUACCGAGGAGGAGAAAGCUAACGCGACUGACACUCAAGUUUCAACGCCCGUCGCGCACCCCAGUCCACAUGAUACCCACCAGCGUGACAUAGAACUACUAUGCGAACUUAUGGAAUCGGCAUCAUUGUCCAAUGAGCACCGUGAAAAGCUAAAAGAGAUAGAAGCGGAACUAUACAAGUCCCAGGGACCUACCCCAGUGAAACGCAAGACAACCACCAUAAAAGUCCCACAAACCCUUCUACCGGAAAUGAAGCGAGAAACACCAGAGGAAUUGUUGGGUCCUACGUCAUCUUCUGUGGCACAAACACCAAUCGUGACAGGCAUGACACGCUCGACGCCAGCACCCACGAACAGCCCAAGCCCGCAAAGCCAGUGGAAUAUCAAAGCGCCGCCGUUCGUCCCACGCGAUGUCUCGAACUACCGCUCACCACCAGAUUGUUCCUCCAGUGAUUCCACCGGGAGUCUGAAAUCACCUCCUCAACCCGGUCAACCGAUGCCUGUCGAUAUCGAUCAUAUCAUCGGCGACCACCUGCUACCUGGAAGGAGGGGAAGUCAUGGAGCUCUAGGCUCGGUUCCCAUGAAUGUGUCUACUUCUGCUGUCCCAGACAAAUCUUCAGUCAAGUUCGACAUGCCAAAGGCACCCCAGUCAACUCGUGCUCUUCCCCUGAACAACCCCUUCUCUCCCCGACCCAUUGAGAGUCUCAAAAAGCCCACCGGGUUUUCCAUACCACAAGUCCUUCCUAGACUCACCGAGCCUUCCACUCCUUUAAGAGUGCCGAAGAGCAGAGCAGUCCGCAUUACGGACCCCAACGGCAACGAUUUGAGCGAAUCAAUCUACGCCCCUAAGCUCGUCGGAUCCAGACCAAUUGUCAGAGCUCCCAGCAACGCAGUACCGACUGGCGCCGUGAGAAUCACCAGCCUCAACAGCAGCACCACGAGUCAACAGGUCCACGCCGCUAAGCCCGUCGAAUCCAGAUCAACAUUCGGUAUCCCCAGCAGAACCACACCAAGCAGUGCCGUGAGAAUCACCGACCCCAACAGCACCACCACGAGCCAACAGACCCACGCUCGCAAGCCCGCCGAAACCAAGCCUAAAACCACCGUCCGUCCAGCGGUGAGUGGCCUGGAAGGCUCGAUAUACGCCACAUCUCCAUCCCGCAGGCCUCGCCGUUAGGCUGGUCAAUAAGAAUAUUCAAAGUUCAAUACGUUCCGCUAUCUCGUUCUGUAUUUAAUCGGAAUCUGUUUUCCUGUUUUACUUCCUUGCAAUGUUAUUUGCUCUCCCUCCUCCUGGUUCUUCUUUUCCCUUUUGUCUUUUCUUUUAACCAGCCUUGGU
Molecule: messenger RNA, 2625 nt
Organism: Aspergillus candidus
Lineage: Eukaryota; Fungi; Ascomycota; Eurotiomycetes; Eurotiales; Aspergillaceae
Exons: 8
Coding region: 1-2466 (821 amino acids)
Source: RefSeq, a predicted model, not a curated record